CUUUUCUAGUUUCUCAUUUUGUGUCAUCCAAAAUCAUUUUUUGUGCACUAGAUAUCACAUUCAUGGUUUUCGUAAUUGUUGUUCAAUCUGUAAAAUGCAUCAUCUUUUAAAAUUACGGUUGUUGAUGGAGUGCAUUAUGAAAUACAGGUAUACAUCCAUCCUCUAGUGCCACCAGACAGUCAAAUAUAUACAAUCAAUCUUCGACUCAGUCAAUAGACAUAACUUCUAUGUAAUAUCAUCUAAUAAAACUGGAUAUAUUAUUUAAAAUGUUUCCUUGCCCAGCAAAGUGCCCAGCAACAAGAGAUUUCAGUCCCAAAAAGUUCCCAAAAAUCUUCCUAUUAUGUAAAAUGCUGAUGUGAAAUGCUGUUCAAGUGAAUUCAACUGUAGCUCCGCCCCCUUCCUUCUUGCAAAAUGAGUUUAUCUCAAAAGCUGAGCUUUCUUUGGAAAGCCCCGUUGCAUCAUCAAGAAGAGCGUUAAAGUGUUUCUGCUGGGCUGCUUGUCUCACUAGACAAACAAGACGAAUACAUGACAACAUCCAGCAUCCAUCAACAAAGAUACUCCUACUGCUGACAGUACUGCCGAGAAACAGAUUCUUGUUGACUUGUGAACCACUACAGAAACAAAGACACCAUGAUGGGCCGUCUAACACAUACUCAGAGGAACCAUAAACGGAUCCACGCUGUGGAGAACUCAUUUGGGCCGUUGAGCAAGCCCCUGGCCCAGAUGGAUCGGGUUCUGAUUGGAGAGGGCCGGCUGAUGAAGCAGAGCCGACGGGGGCCACAGCCGAAGGUAUUCUACCUUUUCAACGAUGUGCUGGUGUAUGGCAGCAUCAUUCUGCACGGCCACUGGCACAAAAAACAGCAGAUCAUCCCUCUAGAGGACAUCCAGCUGGAAGACUUGGAGGACAGCAUGCAAAUGAAGAACCAGUGGCUGAUCCGUACACCACGCAAGUCCUUCUAUGUGGCAGCCGCUUCUCAUGAGGAGAAGCUGGCCUGGAUUGAACACAUAGAGGACUGCCAGUCCAGACUGCUACAGAGCGGCAUUUGCAGGUCCAGUUCUACCUUUGCCAUGACCUGGAUUCCGGACGAGGCCUCCGCCAUCUGCAUGCGCUGCUCUGACAAGUUCACCUUUACCCAGCGUCGACACCACUGCAGAAAAUGUGGCUUUGUGGUGUGCGGUGCGUGUUCCAAAAAGCGAGCGGUGAUUGAACACAUUCACCCGACAAAGCAGUUACGAGUAUGCAACAUGUGUCACUCAAGUCUCCAGACGGCAGAGACAAAGGUCCAAAAGAUCAUUCGCUUGAGGGGGAACAGCACAGGGAAGAUAAGCUCAGAUGAAUAUGAGGUGGAGGUUUUCAGUGAGGAGGAGACAGAGGAACAGAUGGAGGACCACAAUACCAACAGGUGGACGGACUGUAAGAUGUACACCUUGUGCCCCUUUAAUUACCUCAAACCAGGGCAUGUGAGGCCCCAAAUAUAAGCGCCUCUCAUGUGCUGCAGCCACACAGACAAAACCUUGUGUUGGUGGACUUCUUUUACACUCUGCGUACCAGGAAACGUGGACACAAAGCUGCUACAGCUAUGAACAGUAGAUGCAUGUCAGAAGGCAUUCUGACUCAGUCAUAACCAUAGCAAGAGAAUGAUGUAUAAAGUAAAACAAUUUUAUAUAUACUGUAUAUAUUGAUGAGUGAACACUUUGUCAUUACUGAUCUUUACACAUUGCACUGCUUGGGAAAACACUAGAACUAUGGAGUAGUCACUUUAUUUAUUUUAUGUUGUCUAGUUGUUUUCCGAGGAUCUUGAGUAGAUGUUAAAGUGUGAUUCCCAUCCAAUGUGUAUAUGUCUAAGUACUGUACAUGGGGAAAAGUAUUUGGACUUAAUGAAUGCCUCACAUUUGUCUGUGAAAUGAACUAUGAACAAUAAAGUAUUUAUAAACAGAAA
Messenger RNA from Thunnus maccoyii (southern bluefin tuna), 1940 nucleotides. It is a transcript of the gene plekhf1, whose product is annotated as pleckstrin homology domain containing, family F (with FYVE domain) member 1. Gene Ontology annotation, molecular function: metal ion binding; phosphatidylinositol binding. Bases 631 to 1479 code for a protein of 282 amino acids. NCBI's taxonomy places the organism in Eukaryota, Metazoa, Chordata, Actinopteri, Scombriformes, Scombridae. The record is from RefSeq and is a predicted model, not a curated record. The transcript has 2 exons.